Molecule: messenger RNA, 716 nt
Organism: Felis catus (domestic cat)
Lineage: Eukaryota; Metazoa; Chordata; Mammalia; Carnivora; Felidae
Product: interferon lambda-3-like
Exons: 6
Coding region: 1-594 (197 amino acids)
Biological process (GO): innate immune response; positive regulation of immune response; cell surface receptor signaling pathway via JAK-STAT
Molecular function (GO): cytokine activity
Source: RefSeq, a predicted model, not a curated record
AUGGAAGAUGCUCGGCUGGCUCUGGGCUUCCCCGGCCUGGGGGCCUCCCCUGGCAGCGAAAGUUUUCACUUUUCCUACAUCAGCCGGAAUUGCCCACCUGUCCAGGUUAAAAGCUGCACCAUGGGGCUCGGGCAGGAACGACACGUCUCAGAGCUGCACGUUCUUCGGGGACGCAGACAGAACCGAAGAGUCACUCGCCCUGCAGGCCCGGACCUGACGCCCCGCCCCCGCCUCUUCCCCAGGACCUGGGACCUGCGGCAGCUGCAGGUGUGGGAGCGCCCCGUGGCCUUGGAGGCUGAGCUGGCCCUGACGCUGAAGGUCCUGGGGACCGUGGCUGACGGGUCCCAGGGGGACAUCCUGGACCAGCCCCUUCACACGCUGCGCCACAUGCACUCCGAGCUCCAGGCCGUCUCGGCUCAGUCUGAAGCAGGCCACCGGCCCCAAGGCCGCCUCCAUCACAGGGUGCAGUGUCUCCACGAGGCCCCGAAGAAGGUGAAGUCCCUCGGCUGCCUGGAGGCCUCUGUCCUAUUCAACCUCUUCCGCCUCCUCACCCGGGACCAGAAAUGUGUCGCCAGUGGAGACCUGUGUGUGUGACCCCUGACAGCCACCUGCACCCUGUCCCAACACCUUAGGUAUUACUUAUGCAUCCACCACUUUUCUUAAUUCAUUGCCACCAAAUCAUGAUUUAUGAAUUCAUGUGCGUGAAUUCUCAAACU